This is a messenger RNA of Lottia gigantea (owl limpet), 1473 nucleotides long. RefSeq lists its product as hypothetical. The transcript is spliced from 7 exons. Bases 1 to 1473 code for a protein of 490 amino acids. Lineage: Eukaryota; Metazoa; Mollusca; Gastropoda; Lottiidae. The record is from RefSeq and is a predicted model, not a curated record. Gene Ontology annotation, molecular function: hydrolase activity.
AUGGGUAUUUUAAAGGUAACACUACUGUUAGGAUGUGUUACUACAGUAUUGGGCGUGACAUCUGAAAUUCUCUCACCAUUAAAAACUUCUGGAGUUGAUGCUGCUUUAAUUAUUGUUCCUGGUGCAGAUAUUAAAGGUGGAGCCUACAGACCAUUAGCAAGACACAUCCAAGAAACAUCUGAUUUAAAAUUAUGGGUCGCUUUAUUGGAAGAUUUCCCAUUCAACCUUCCUAAUCCUCUACAGUUGAACGGUGCCAUAUCCCAGGCUGUGUCCAGAAUAAAGGCAGCAGGAAUGAAAACAAAUAAUGUGUUUGUAGCUGGUCACAGUUUAGGGGGUGUAUUUGUUGGUAACUAUGGAAAAAGUAACAGUAAAUUAGUAAAGGGUAUCAUUUUAUUUGCGUCCUAUCUGACCAAAGGUAAUAAACUAGCUGAUUAUCCAAUACCAGUUUUAACUGUAUCUGGUGAUCUAGAUGGUUUAACUAGAUUAACUAGAAUAGCAGAUACAUUUGAAGAACUUAAAGGUGAUGUUGCAAAGAGAAGUGAUGCUAAAUAUAGAACACCAGUUAUCAUGAUGACUGGAGUUAAUCAUGGUCAAUUUGCAUCAGGAACCAUGCCAUCAAACGUACUGAACUAUGACAUUAAAUCUGAGAUUAGUUCCACUGCAGCUCAUCUCUUGAUAUCCAAAAAUACUGCUGAUUUUAUGGUGACAUCUAUUGGAACCGCUGGUUCAGCACUAAAGUCCGCUAAGCACAGAUUAGAUCAAGCUUAUGCUAGAACUGAUUCUUUCUUCAAACCAAUAUUGGAUAUGAAAAGAAAUGAUGUUAAUCCACAAAGAUCAUCCAGCUGGACUAUUUCAGCCCAGUAUCUAAUCUCUGGUCUUGAUAAAUCAGUACUCAAGGUUACCAAUAAAGAGGAAUCUAAUUUAGCGUUUCCUGUUUCUAAACCGGAAGUGAAAACAGCUUUUUCUUACGAGUCCAUUAAUACCCAUUCUUACCUAUCAUACGCCAACAAUCUGAUGGAUGUAUCAACAGUUAUGAGCGCACCAGACUCAUUAGAUGCUAAAUUAAAAAGUAAAGAAGCCGUAUACAAGGCAUUACCUAAAAGUUAUAAACCACAUUCUACUGCUUCUAAGACCUGUAUGGAUAUCAACAAGGAAGCAUGGACUCUAGCUCUAAAACAAUCUUCAAGGACAGCAGUAAAAAGAUUUCACAGUAUGGGGCGAUCGAUGAAGUUUAUCAAGGAUCACGUCUUCUCUACUGGUAUUGAUUGGAUAUCCUCAAGUGCAUCAUGGAAAGAGACUACAUCAGAUGUAACUUUUCAAUCAACUGCACUCGUUAGUAAAGUAGAUGCCUUUCCUGCGGCCUUUGCUGGUAUGCACUACUGUAAAUUGCUGUCCCCUUACAGAGCCAUGGAAUGGAUUUAUGUAGACUCAUUGAGGAAAAAAGCACGUGAUAACAGCUUUAUCUUUGGAUAA